Euleptes europaea (tarantolino) is the source of this 860-nucleotide messenger RNA. RefSeq names its product complement C1q binding protein (gene C1QBP). Gene Ontology annotation, cellular component: mitochondrial matrix. Bases 1 to 825 code for a protein of 274 amino acids. The record is from RefSeq and is a predicted model, not a curated record. Gene Ontology annotation, biological process: cytosolic ribosome assembly. The transcript has 6 exons. Lineage: Eukaryota; Metazoa; Chordata; Lepidosauria; Squamata; Sphaerodactylidae.
AUGCUGCUGGCUCGCGCGCUCCGCCCGGCCCUGGCCGCCCUGGCGCUCCGGCCCGCCUCCGCGCCUCGCCUGCCCGCCGCCCUGGCCGCCCGCCCCUUCACCCGCUCCCUCUGGCUGCCCAGCGGCGGCGGGCAGGGCCUGGGCGGCGGCGGCGGCCUCCUGCGCGGCCCCGGGGCCUCGCCCUCGCUGGCCUGCGCCUGCGGGGGGCUCCACACCGAGGGUGACAAAGCUUUUGCGGAGUUUCUGACGGAUGAGAUUAAGGAGGAGAAAAAAAUCCAGAAAAACAAAAGCUUGCCCAAAAUGUCCGGCGGGUGGGAGCUGGAUGUGCAGGGCACAGAAGCCAAGCUGGUUCGGAAAGUUGCCGGAGAAUCGGUCACCAUUUCCUUCAACAUUAACAACAGCAUCCCGCCCAGUUUUGAUGAGCCCCAGGAAGGGCAGAAACCCGAUGAGCAAGAGCCCGAGCUGACCUCCACCCCAAAUUUCGUCAUUGAAGUGACCAAGGAUGACACCAAACAGACACUUGUACUAGACUGCCAUUAUCCUGAGGAUGAGAUUGGUCAUGGAGAGGAGGAGGAGAGUGACAUCUUCGCUAUCCGGGAGGUGAGCUUCCAGCCCACAGGAGACUCGGAGUGGCGAGAAAAUAAUUACACCCUCAACACGGACUCUCUCGACUGGGCCCUUUACGACCACUUAAUGGAUUUCUUGGCUGACCGAGGGGUGGACAACACGUUUGCGGACGAGCUGAUCGAGCUCAGCACAGCACUGGAGCACCAAGAAUACAUUCGAUUCCUCGAAGGUCUUAAGCAGUUUGUGAAAUGCCAAUAGGCCGAGACCAAGUGGAAGGCCUAAAUCCCGUUAAU